This is a messenger RNA of Capsicum annuum, 3094 nucleotides long. RefSeq lists its product as uncharacterized. The record is from RefSeq and is a predicted model, not a curated record. The transcript is spliced from 8 exons. NCBI's taxonomy places the organism in Eukaryota, Viridiplantae, Streptophyta, Magnoliopsida, Solanales, Solanaceae. The coding region runs from base 1864 to 2529 and encodes 221 amino acids.
UCCACAAAGUUAUGAAAAUAUGUGAUAUUGAAAGGAAAAGUGACAGAGUCAGAUGGACUUCUCCCCUGAGUUCUUCAUUUCCGAUCACUGUGUACUGCUAACAUCUUCAUUUCCGAUCACUGGGCUGCUCUUUAUCUCCUUCAUCCCAAUAACAAACCCAAAUAAAAAAGCUAAGUAUCAAUCUAUACUUUCCUAUUUUAGAAUCGGGUCUAACGAGUGGAGUUCGAUUACUUCGUAUUGUUGCAUUUGAGCUAGUUGGGACUGUGGUGUUGUCAAUAAUAGUAGUUAUUCAACAUCUUGACUUUAUUUUAGAGACAAGAAACAUUGAUAAAGAAAUUGAAAUAAUUAAAUAUUUAACUACAAAUUGACUAUACUUGCUAGGUUUUGUAGAUGAAUCUGCCAAUAGAUUGACCUUUUUAUAAUUUUCCUUCAUAUUCCUUUAAUUGGUGGGUUGAAUUUUAAUUGAAGUUAACACCACCACCUAAUUAAUCUCUGGAAUUAGUAGGAUAAUUAUAAAUUGGUUAUGACCUAAUCCAUUUCUGUGUAGCAGGUAACUCAACAGGAAGCAACUAGAUCUUGAUUUGGUAUCUCUUUACAACUCAAAGAGUUAAUUUUCUCAGCAGACUAAAAGUCAUCGGAGUUAAUACCACUGCUAGAGAGAAACAAAAUUAGAAGAUAUGAAUCAAAGAGACUGCACACAGAUGAGGCACUACUUGGAGGUCCUCUUCAAUAUCGAUGGAUGUACCCAUGGGAAAGGAAAAUUGGCAAGUGUAAACGGUCUGUGAAACAAAACAAUAGAAUCGAGGGAUCUAUAUGUGAGGCCUAUCUCGUUGCGAAAACCUCUCACUUUUGUUCUUAUUAUUUUGAGAAACACGUACCGUGUUUGAGAAAUAGGAAAAUUCGACACAAUGAAGGUAAGAAGGAUCCUUUGGCCCCACCAUUAUACAUAUUCAAUCAACCAGGUAAGGGUUCUAAAACUACCAUAAAAAGAUUCUUGACUGAUAUGGAGAGAAAGUCAGCCACAACACAUGUAUUAUUAUGAGUCAAUGAUCCAAAUAAUAACAUGACCAACCAAUUUUUGAAAGAUAUAGCUUGGGGGCCAAGCCCUUGGGUCAAAACGAUGAAUAAGUACAAUGUCAAUGGUUAUAAGUUCCACAUAGAAGAAAGCUCCAAGUAUUAUAAAAGCAAUAACAGUGGGGUUUGGGUUAAAAGAGACACUAGCAAUAAGGAUGGAGAUAUUGAUAUUAUGGUGUGCUCCAAGAAAUUUUAGAACUAGAUUUCCUGGUUGGCCAUACAAAAAGUUGAUACUUUUUCGAUGUAAGUGGUUGGCCAUACAAAAAGUUGAUACUUUUUCGAUGUAAGUGGUUUGACCCAACACCAAAAAUCGGUACAAGGGUAGACCCACAUUACAAAAUUGUUGAAGUUAAUCAUACAAGGCAGUAUGGAAGUUAUGAUCCUUUUAUCAUUGCGCAAAAUGUUACACAGGUCUAUUAUGCUCCUUAUCCGUUGCGUAGGGAUAAAUUGGAUUGGUGGGUAGUUAUUAAAACAAAGCCCGUGGGUCGUGUUGAAAUUGAGAAUGCUUUAGAUGUAGCGUACCAAAAUGAUAUUUCUAGUGUUCAAGAAAUAGUUGAUAUAGAAUUAGAAAAUGAACUGGAGCAUCCAGAUCACAUAUUUGAAGAAAUUGAUAUCGAGGAAGAAACUUCGAUGGAAAUUGAGGAGGAAGAACUAUCUCUUGAUGAUGGGUACUCUUCAUAUAACGAGUAUUCUUCUGAUGAGGAAGAUUCAGCGGGCAGUAUUGAAACAAGCGAAAGUGAAGAGGAAGAAUUACAUGCUGAAAAUGAAAUCAGCGAGGACGAUUAACAUAUGGCAUCAGGUAAUGAUAAUGAGCAACGACAGAGUAGUAGUUCUCGUAGAAAGAAUACUACUAAGAGUAAAGUAGAACAAAUCACGUCUAGAUCAAGUCCAUCUCAUUCUUUAGUUCCACCAUUGCAUCCACCAUCACAAGGUUUUAGCUCGAUGCCUCCCCCAAGCUUUAGCUCGAUGCCUUCCCAGGACCAUGGGAUGUCAUCUUCUAACCCUUUUAACAAUAUGCCAAGCCCAGAUAGUUCCUCAGUGCCUCCAUCUCUUAUACGUACACAUGGCACGAAUUCAUCUUAUCUUGCUGCCAUGGAUCGACGUCCACCUUCAGACACUACAUUGUCAAAGGCCAUUCAACCAGUUAGUCCACAACUUUCUAGGUCAAAUAUAGGAGCGAGCAAUUCUGAGAUGUGCAAUUCUGAAGCAUUUCCUAAUCCUUCUUCGACUCCAUCUUCUGUUCACGGUCCAGAUCUUCCACCACCUGGAGAGUUAGAUCAGCUACGGAGGGUGCGCAUUAUAGCUGAUGGGGAAGGGUUUUAUCCUUCCAGACCGGCUGCAAAUGCAAUUUCAGCAGGAAUCCAGAAACUUUAUGAUGGUUUUUAUCCGACUUGGAGUGAUGUUUCCGAUUGUACAAAACAAGGAGUCUUCAAUGAGUUUAUGGAACAGCCUUAGGCUUAGCCUUGCUGGCAGGUUUUGCCUCAACAGCAGGCUUCUUGUUCGAUGGUGCAGUAGCUGGUAUAGAAGCCGAUGAAAGUUUUUAGGAGCUCUUAAUUACUUUCUUCUGUUUUUUGAAAUUUGUGAAAGAUUUUUCUGUUUUUUCUCAAUGAAUUUGAUAAUAGUACUUACUUCUCUUGUCCGACCACACUGUUAACCUCACACACCUCCUAGCCAAUGUCGAGUAUUGUUUCUUUUGUCUUGGAUCUCUGCUGCCCACAUGCCCAUUUUCAUUGUCUAACUGCCCUGUAUUUCUUCAUCUUUACUUGAAGCGGCUUCUUCUCUUUGAAUUUGUUCUUUGAAAUCACCCUAGUACUUCUAUUUUCAAUGAUAAAUUGCUGCAAGCACCUGCACCUCCCUAGGUGGAACUUUCCACAGAUGUACUACUUGUGCCCUCCUUGACAAUAUGUAGGAAGUACCAAAAUUCACAUAACUGUAUACCCUAGGAAGUACCUGCACCUCCUAUGACUGUAUACCGUAGGAAGUACCAAAAUUCAAAUCUAUUGUGAAAAUAUUGUAUUAU